This is a messenger RNA of Solenopsis invicta (red fire ant), 984 nucleotides long. RefSeq lists its product as uncharacterized. NCBI's taxonomy places the organism in Eukaryota, Metazoa, Arthropoda, Insecta, Hymenoptera, Formicidae. Bases 1 to 984 code for a protein of 327 amino acids. The record is from RefSeq and is a predicted model, not a curated record. The transcript has a single exon.
AUGGCGAGUAAGGCGGGAGAUGUCGGUAAGGAAGGAAGCAGAGAUCUUAGGCAAAGAAAGUUAGUGACAGAGGAUAAAUCCAACGGUAAGAGAGUAUCUUUUAGGUUAGAGGAGACGGAAAAUGUGAGUAAGGUUGCAUGGCAAAAAGAAAUAGAGAAGUUAAAGAAGUAUUGGCAAAAUGAGGUAAAAGAACUAAAGCAGAUGAUAGCAGAUCUAAAGACGGAAGUAAAAUUAGUAAGGAGCAGAGAGGAAAAAAGGGACGACAAACUGGAUCAGGUAGCGAAGAGCGUAGAAAGUAUGGAAAAAUGGAAAGAGGAGGUUAGAAAUGCAGGAGACGUUGAGAUGUACAAUAAGGAAGAUAGUGAUAGUGGGGGAGGGAGUAGAGCAUCAGUUAGAAGCUUCGGGAGUAGCGUUAGGAGUAUCAGAUCAUGUGGAAGCGAGGGUUUUAGUGACAGAGAGGUGAAUAAGUUAAAGAGAUGGAUGUCUGUUAGAGAAAGAGAGGAGAGAAGCAAUAACAUAGUCAUUAGGGGAUUAGGGGAAGGAAUAGAGGAAUUUGGAAAAGCGGAAGAUAAGAAAGCAUGGACCGAGAAUUUUAUAGGAAAGAAAUUAGAUGUCAAUUGUAAAGUGGUAAUGUGUAGGUUAAGUGGAUCAGUAGUAAUUGCUAAAAUAGAUGGAGAAGAGAAAAAGAAGGAAAUUAUGAUUAAAAAAAGCAAGUUAAAGGGUGGGAAAAUAUUCAUAGAAAACGAUUUAACAUGGGAGGAGAGGAAGGUGCAAGAAAAGAUUCAUAAAUGGUGUAGAGAACAAAGAGAGAAGGGAUUUGAAAUAAAAAUAGGAACAGGAAGAGUAAAAAUAGGGGAUAGUUGGAAAAGCUGGGAAGAAAUAGAGGAAAAUACGAGGAAAGAGGGAGAUAAGGGGGGAAUGAAUGAGGAAAAUAGGGAGAAGAGAAGGGAUAGGGAGAGGGAUAAAAGUCAGGAUUUCAAUUAA